Drosophila grimshawi is the source of this 1906-nucleotide messenger RNA. Its product is annotated as trichohyalin. The transcript has a single exon. Lineage: Eukaryota; Metazoa; Arthropoda; Insecta; Diptera; Drosophilidae. The record is from RefSeq and is a predicted model, not a curated record. Bases 111 to 1817 code for a protein of 568 amino acids.
AUAACUACAAAGGCGCCUUGACGACAGCUAACAAAACGGUCAAAAUCCAUAGGCAAAUAGCCAGGGAAACAAACAACAGUUAUUCAUUGUUGCUCGAAGCUCCAAGCGGAAUGCAGUACAGUUGGCUGCCGCAGGAGAGACGCGAGGUGAAGACUAGGGAGAAGCCACCGUUGGUAAUAUCGCUGCAGCGCUAUGGACGCCUGCAAUCGAAUGCCAACCAGGCCGCCAAGGAGCAGCAGCGGCAGCAGCAACUGCAGCGGCAGGCCUACGAGGAGCAGCUGCGUCUUGGCGGCGAGGAGUUGCUGCGUCAAUUUGGAAAUCGCAAUCUGUGCCGCACCCAAGAGGAACGUUGCAAGAGCAAUCAGCGGCGGCAGCUGGAGCAGCAGCAGCAGGCCAAACAGCGAGCGCUGGAAGAGAGCGAGGCGGAGCGGCGGGAGGAACAACUCCAGCAAAAAAAGCGCAUUGAGAAGGCGCAACAGCUGUUGGAGCAACUGCGUCCGGGACCAAGGGAACUGAACUGUGCCAAGCUGCACAGCGAAGUGUUGCGUGGCAUCAAUGCCCAGCGACAGUUGCAGGCCCAGUUGGCAGCUGCAGCGGAGCAGCAGCGCCUGCUGGACAGACGCAUCUACAGCGAACAGGUGCUCAACGGCCUGGACGAGAUGCAAUUGCGGCACACGGAACGACAACAGCAGCUGGGCGAGCACAAGCGAGAACUGCUGGAAUCAAUUAAGCAGCGACAGCUGGAACGCGAAGCCAACAAAGCUGAGCAACUGGAGCAGGCGCGAGAGGAACGACAGCGCAAUCAGAUCCAGUUGAAGGAGCAGCGGGACAAGGAAGCAGCCCACCAGGCGAACCGAAGGCAGCAGACGAAGGAACAGGCGCUGGCAUCCCUUGUGGCAGCGGAACAGCGUCGACAGCAGCUACGCCGGCUGGACGAAGUGGAGCAGGCGCUGUGCGAAGUGCACAACGAGGCCAAGGCCAAGUUGGAUGGGCUCAAAUACGAUCUGGGCAAGCAGCGUGUGCAGCGACGUAUUCGACGCAAUGAGCAACUGGCCAAGGAGCUGGCGCCGCGGCUGAACUACAGUGCUGGCGAGGAGGACCAGCGCCGCCAAGAACAACAGCUGGCGGAGAUGCGACGGGCGCACAGUGUUGAGCAGCAAAAGAGGCGCCAGCGUUUGGAGCAGAGCAAGCUGGAGCGAUUGGCCAUGCAGCGAGCCGAACAGGAACAGGCGGAGGCAGCCAAGCGGAGCAGGGAGGAACAACGAAGCAAGGAUGAGGAAAGGCGACUGGAAAAUGAUCGAAUACAUGUGGAGUUCAAGCGGCAACAGCGCCAAGAGCAAGUGAAUCGACAGCGUGAGUUGCGCGCCCAGUUGGAUAAACAGGAGGCACAACGACUGGAAGAGCAGGCACGUCCGGGCAUCAAUUAUAAUCGUGAGGCGCAAAUGGAAUGCCUGCGCGAGGAUGCCUUCUUCGUAGAUUAUGCCCACAAGCUGAUGACGGAGGCCCAAGCCCAGGGCUGUCCCCUCAAACCUUUCGUGCGCGCCCUCGACCAGUACAAGAGUGAGAAUCGCAUUGGAGCCAAGGUGACAAUUCCACGACAUCUAAUUACCAAGUUGACCAUGGGUAGACGCACCAAGGGAGACAGUGCAGCGGAGGAGAAGGCGAGUAGCCAGGAGAAGCAGCAGCAGCUGGCAGCGGAAGAGAGCCCAAAGGAACAGAGCCACAAUGAGGAAGAAGAGUACAAUCGGAAAAUCGAGCAGAAUCUUAAGAAAAUCGAUGCAUUGUUGCUGAAGAACAAUGUAAAGGAGGAGGAGUAGAACUAAGAAAUGGAUAACACUACUCGAAGUAAUAUAUAAAUAAUAAUAAUAAUAAUAAUUGAGAGAAUAUAAGUACUUUUUCAUAGUAA